AUGGACAAUUGCAUUAUUUGUUUGGAAUCAAAUGAAGACAAAUCUGCUCGUAUUACCACACUAUCCAGUGAAUGGAUGGAUGGACAAAUCCAUCGAAUUAUAGAGAAACAUUUGUGGUGGUGGCAUUUGGAGCAGUCAUUACAACACAAUGGCUUUGUUCGAUGGAUAUGUCGACAUUGUUGGAAGGAAAUAUCAACAUUCCAUAAUUUUUACUGUAAAGUUGAAAUGGUGCACAGGAAUUACCAACAAACAAUGCGGACAACCAUGGUUCAAAGUAAUUUUGCAGAAACUCUAGAGAAAAGUAUCAUUAAACAAGAAAUUGAAAGCAAUGUGGAAUCAAAUUCCACCAACUACAACACAAAUGAUAUUCCCAUGAAGGAAAUCAAAAGUGAAUUUUGUUGUUACACAAAUAAUGACAGUGACAUGCCGGAAGCUUAUAAUGAGUAUAGGAGUCCUGAAGCUAUAUGUCUUGAGCCAUUGAAUAUAAAAGAAGAACUUUGUAAAGAAUUCGAAAGUGAGGAUGAGGAACCACUGAAAAACAAUAUUAAAACGGUAAACAAGCAAUAUGAAACAGAAAAUGUCUGGAGCGGAAAAACUGCUCAGGAAACAUUAAUACAAGAUAAAACUGUAAAUCAAAAUGAUAAUUUCAACGAAAAAACAGAUCAGUUUGAGGAUCUUUUUAAAGAUCUAAAAUGUAAUAAUUGUGAUGUACCUCUGAAGGAUUUCCGCAUGCUCAGAAUCCAUUAUCGCAAAGAACAUAAUACCAAAGGUUUUGCAAUAUGCUGUGGCAAAAAGUUCUUUAAGCGUUUCUCGUUUGUCGAUCACCUAAGGCUACAUAAAGAUCCAAAUUUCUUUAAAUGUCAAAUAUGCACGAAAACGUUUAGCUCAAGUUAUGGCUUAGACAAGCAUAUGGAGUCCCACAAAGCGCCUGAUGAAGUUGUAAAGAAAGUUCAUAAAUCCAAAGGAAAAGAAUUGGAAGAAUUUAAUGAUUUUUUUAAAGACCAAAAUUGUCUAGUUUGCAAUAUACCUUUGUUAGAUUUCAAAACGCUCAAAACCCACUAUCGCCAUGAACACAAUAUCGAUGGAUAUGUCAUGUGCUGUGAAAAAAAAUAUUUCAAACGUUACUUAUUAGUCGAACACCUAAGGCUUCAUGCAGAUCCGAAUAUCUUUAAGUGUCAAUCAUGUACGAAAACGUUUGGAACACAAGGCAGCUUCGAAUUGCAUUUACAGUCACAUGAACCGCGUGAGCGUAAAUACAAAUGUGAUCAAUGUGAUAAAACAUUUUUCGCACUGCGCAACUUCGAAAUUCAUAAAUUAACGCAUGUGCCGGAGAGUGAUAAAAAUUUCAGCUGCUCACAGUGCAACAAAAAAUUUGGCUCUGAUUAUCUAAAACGAAAGCACGUAGACUUAAAACAUGCUAAUAAAUAUGUCCGAAUGUGCGAUAUAUGCGGAAAAACAUUUUCCCGGUCCCAAUCGUUUAUAUAUCAUAUGGAGGUACACGCUGGAACACAGUCAUUGGUGAAUUGUGAAAUAUGCGGAUUAGAAUUAACUAAAACUUACCUAAGACAACAUAGGAAAAUAAAACACAUGAACCAAAAUAAUUAAAAGUUGAUACUUGUCCUUAUUGUUCAUAAGAUUCUCCAAAUUCGAAUGAUCAUCGAGUGCACUACAAAUACGUACUUAUUAAGCAACGUAACUCAAGACUUGCCAUUUAUCAGACUAGGACUUCAAAAUUCAUCGCAUUUAACGGAACGCUUGUUUUUUCGAGGGACAAUGUCCAAGAACAUCAACUAUCCGACAAGAUUGUGGAGAUUUAAAGAAGUUGAAUGGAAGUCAGAGAAAAGAAAAGGUUACAACAGUGAUAUGUCCUGUAUACAAAUGACUUAAUUUUUUGAAUAAACAUUUAUAAUUCUUCAAAUUAAAAUAUGAAUUUUAAUCAGAGACCGAAAAUAAUUGUUAUUUAUGCAAUAUUCAACUCAAAAAAUCAAUUUAUGUACACCAUACCAUUUCUCGUAACAUUCAAACUUCCCUAAAUAUUCUUCCACUAAUAUUCAAAUACUGAUUUCAUAGUAUGUACUUUAAUAGUUAACACAUGUUGGGAUAUGCGAAUAACAUUUUUUAUAGCCUGAUAGUAGAGAUGAACAUUCCUAUGUAAGUUGGCAGUACCUACAUAU
Messenger RNA from Calliphora vicina (urban bluebottle blowfly), 2174 nucleotides. RefSeq names its product zinc finger protein 62 homolog. NCBI's taxonomy places the organism in Eukaryota, Metazoa, Arthropoda, Insecta, Diptera, Calliphoridae. The record is from RefSeq and is a predicted model, not a curated record. Bases 1 to 1605 code for a protein of 534 amino acids. Gene Ontology annotation, molecular function: zinc ion binding; RNA polymerase II transcription regulatory region sequence-specific DNA binding; DNA-binding transcription factor activity, RNA polymerase II-specific. The transcript has a single exon. Gene Ontology annotation, cellular component: nucleus. Gene Ontology annotation, biological process: regulation of transcription by RNA polymerase II.